AUGCAAUACAAAAGAACUUUAGCCACUUCAGUUUUGGCCGCUGGUGCCUUAGCUGCCUAUGUUCCAAAGGAGCCAUGGUCAACUUUGACUCCAUCUGCUACUUUCAAGGGUGGUGAAACAGAUUAUGCUUCUACUUUCGGUAUCGCUGUUGUUCCAAAGGCCUCUGCCACUGCUUCUCUAGCUAAGAGAGCUUCCGCUUCUCAAAUUGCUGACGGUCAAGUUCAAGCUACAACUAAGGCCGCUGUCUCUCAAAUAGCUGAUGGUCAAAUUCAAGCCACAACUAAGACUACAAAGGCUGCUGUCUCUCAAAUCAAUGAUGGUCAAAUCCAAGCCGCUACUAAGGCUGCUGUCUCUCAAAUCGGUGAUGGUCAAAUUCAAGCUGCUACCAAGACUACAAAGGCUGCUGUCUCUCAAAUCAAUGACGGUCAAAUCCAAGCUGCUACUAAGGCUGCUGUUUCUCAAAUCGGUGAUGGUCAAAUCCAAGCCGCUACCAAGACUGCUGCUGCCGUUUCCCAAAUUGCUGACGGUCAAGUUCAAGCCACUACAAAGGCUGCUGCUUCUCAAAUUGGUGACGGUCAAGUUCAAGCUACAACUAAGGCUGCUGCUUCUCAAAUAACAGAUGGUCAAGUUCAAGCUACUCAAACUUCCGGUGCUAACCAACAAGCUGAUGGCCAAGUCCAAAACAAGGACAGUACCGAUCCAGUCAAGGGUGUUUCCUGUAAGGCCUCUGGUACUCUACAAAUGAACUUGAAGGGUGGUAUUUUAACUGAUGGUAAGGGUAGAAUCGGUUCUAUUGUUGCCAACAGACAAUUCCAAUUCGAUGGUCCACCACCACAAGCUGGUGCCAUCUACGCCGCUGGUUGGUCUCUAACCCCAGAAGGUAACUUGGCCAUUGGUGACCAAGAUACUUUCUACCAAUGUCUAUCUGGUAACUUCUACAACUUAUACGAUGAGCACAUUGGUUCUCAAUGUAACGAAGUUUACCUACAAGCCAUUGACUUGGUUGACUGUUAA
Molecule: messenger RNA, 1014 nt
Organism: Naumovozyma castellii
Lineage: Eukaryota; Fungi; Ascomycota; Saccharomycetes; Saccharomycetales; Saccharomycetaceae
Exons: 1
Coding region: 1-1014 (337 amino acids)
Source: RefSeq, a predicted model, not a curated record